GCUUUCUCCUCACACCCAAACCCUCCACAGCCGAAAACCCCCACUUCUCUCUCUCUCUCUCUCUCUCUCUAGAAAACAAUGGCCGCCAUGGCUCCUCUGCUCUGCAUUGUUUCUCUCAUGGCACUGGCGAGUACCAUUGUAGUCGACGCCAGAAUUCCUGGUGUUUACACUGGCGCCGCGUGGCAGGAUGCCCAUGCUACUUUCUAUGGCGGCAGUGAUGCCUCUGGAACUAUGGGAGGAGCUUGUGGGUACGGAAAUCUGUACAGCCAGGGCUACGGAGUGAACACGGCUGCGCUGAGCACGGCUCUCUUUAACAACGGCUUGAGCUGUGGAGCUUGCUUCGAACUCAAGUGCGCAAAUCAGCCACAGUGGUGCAAAUCUGGCAGUCCCUCCAUUUUUGUCACGGCCACAAACUUUUGCCCGCCAAACUUCGCCCAGCCCAGCGACAAUGGCGGCUGGUGCAACCCGCCUCGCACCCACUUCGAUCUCGCCAUGCCCAUGUUCCUCAAGAUCGCUGAGUACCGCGCCGGCAUUGUCCCCGUUUCUUACCGCCGAGUGCCAUGCCGGAAGCAAGGUGGAAUCAGGUUCACAAUCAACGGUCACAAGUACUUCAACUUGGUUCUGAUCCACAACGUCGCGGGCGCAGGGGAUAUAGUGAAGGCGUACGUUAAAGGGACGAACACUCCGUGGAUGAGCCUGAGCCGCAACUGGGGUCAGAACUGGCAGUCAAACUCAGUCCUGGUUGGACAGUCACUCUCCUUCAGGGUGACAGGCAGUGACCGACGCACCUCCACCUCCUGGAACAUCGUCCCUUCCAACUGGCAGUUCGGCCAAACCUUCACCGGCAAGAACUUCAGGGUCUAAUUAUUCAAAUUUCCCGCUUUUUAAUACAUCUGGUUUCAAAAGAGAGUGAGAAAGUAAAAGUAUGCUUUGAGGGUGGGGUUAAAGUUAAAACUUUUUUUUUUACUGCUGGUCGGUGGAGGAGUGAAAAAAGCUCAAAGCCAGAAAGUGAAAGUUGUAAGCAGCUGAGGUGGCGGUAAAGGUCGUGUAGCCCGCUGCUUUGGUUAUCUGAUCAUGAUUAUAAUUAAUAUACUUUAAUUUUAUAGACCA
Molecule: messenger RNA, 1110 nt
Organism: Pyrus x bretschneideri (Chinese white pear)
Lineage: Eukaryota; Viridiplantae; Streptophyta; Magnoliopsida; Rosales; Rosaceae
Gene: EXP7
Product: expansin-A4
Exons: 3
Coding region: 79-864 (261 amino acids)
Biological process (GO): plant-type cell wall organization
Cellular component (GO): extracellular region
Source: RefSeq, a predicted model, not a curated record